This is a messenger RNA of Stylonychia lemnae, 2307 nucleotides long. The record is from the annotation of a GenBank genome assembly. Lineage: Eukaryota; Ciliophora; Spirotrichea; Sporadotrichida; Oxytrichidae.
AUGACUACUAGAAUUAACUUCAAUAGCAGAUUAUCAAGAGAUGGUUUUUUUUUAGGAUAUGUUGUUUCUUGGAUAAUCUCAGUAGUGAUUGUCUUAGUAUAAAUACUAUUCAAUUUUAUCAAUCGCAGAUGUAAAUGGAUGUCUCUUUGCUUUGCAGAUAUUUAAACUGUUAUGAUAGUUGUUUUUAUCCUCGAACUCUCUAUUAUGAAUCAACCAACACCAUAGGUUGAUGGAUUUACUAUUUGCAUGGCUCUUAUAUCAUCACUUAGCUUCUUAAAGGAUGAAAUUUAGAGAUACCGCAAAGCAGAUAGCAAUGGAAGAUAAAUUCUAUCAAAUAGAAGAGAUUCUCAUUUGUACACAGAUUAGAUAAGAGCAUCAUUAAUAGAAAGUAUGAACUAAACCACAAUCAAGAAAAACCAAUUUGAGGGAACAAAUUCUAAUGUAAAAGAUGAAAAAUUUUAGAAUUGCCAGAAUAUUUGGGACUUUAUAUAGCAUUAGGAUUAGUUCAAGCAUCAUCAAAAAGAAUAAAUAUACUGCUCAAGUAGCAUCGAAGAUGGUCUGUACUUUAAAUAUAGGUAACCAUAAACUGAGGAUUCAAAUGAAGUGAUUCAUUUAAAAUAAACCAAAAGAUUGCAAGUGUUUUCUCAAAUGAUAAAUACUGGUAAUAGAAAUCUUGUUUUCACUACCAUAAGAGAUAUGUCUCAUUGGACAGAGCUACAGAAAUAAAAGAAUCUUACUUUAUUUAAAACAUAAGCAUUUGCUUCAGCUGCGCAUGAAUUCAGAAACCCUCUUAGUGCUAUUAUCACUUCUCUUGAUCUUUUAAAAGGCAUGAUAGACCUUGAAAGAGGCCUUAAAUACUUUAUAACAGCUAAAAAUUGCUCAAAACUAAUGCUUUACCUUGUAAAUGACAUUUUGGAUUAUAGUUAGCUUGAAAGAUAGAAACUUUUGUUAAAUAUCGAUGAGAUCCAGAUUGACGUAAUCCUUGAGGAAUGCAUAAACGUGCUAAAAUUUAGAGCUGAUUUGAAAAAUUUAGAGUUAAGUUAUAGAAUUGAUAGUACUUUUCCUACUUAAAUAUGUACUGAUGAAAAUAGGCUAAGACAAAUUAUGAUUAAUUUAAUCUCUAACGCUAUCAAAUUUACCAAUCAAGGCCAUAUAAAAAUUAACUGUUAUCAAGAUUUCUAUAACAGACAAAUAAAAAUUGAUGUUGAGGAUACAGGAAUUGGAGUUGAGGAAAAAGAACUUGAGAAACUUUUUAAUGCUUAUAAAAAGAUAUAAAGAAGUAGAGAAAUGAAUCCACAUGGCUGUGGAUUAGGUCUAACUAUCAGUAAAAAUCUCGCCUAGGCACUAGGUGGUGAUAUUUCAGUAACUUCUUAGAUCAAUGUUGGCUCAACGUUUACGUUGUAGUUUCCUUAUGGAGAACAAAGACGUGCCUCAAAUUACAGAAAAUCUAUAUACAGUAAACGAUAAAGAUCUUAGACUCAGCAAUAAAAUGAUAAUUCAAAUGGGAGAAAACAAACUUUAUAAUUUUAUGCAAGAUAAAGCUCAAUAUCUCAGAAAUUUCAUAAGAAUCCAACAAAUAUUUUUGACUCUGAUAGAGCUAAUACAAGAGAUAGAGAUAUUUAACAAUCGGAAAAUAUUUAAGACCCUGAUCUUUAGACAUCUAGGUUGGAAUAGCUUAGUCCUAAUGUCCUUGGAAAAUAUCUAAAAGCAGAUAAAUUCAAUUUCCUCAUGAAAGAUGAUGUAGAUACAAGUAGAGAUUUGCUUAUUAAUGAAACAUUUAGUCUUUAGCCUUAGAGAUAGGAAUUGAAUACAUUACAUGACAUUGAAAAUUAAACUGCGAUCCAAGGUAUUAACAUGAAGAAAAAAUGUAAGUGUCCUAAAGUUUUAAUUCUAGACGAUGACCCUUUCAAUAUAAUUGCUCUUGAAGGUAUGCUCUAGGCUCUAAAUGUGGAAAAUGUAGAUAAGGCAUUUAACGGAAGGGAAGGGCUGAGUAAGAUAGAUAGUAACAUUCUUUUAAAGAACCCCUUCUCUCUAGAACAAACUAAUUGUCCUGACCAUAGGCCAUAUAGACUGAUUGUAGUUGAUAAUUAAAUGCCAUUGCUGACUGGUAUAGAAGUAGCUCAAAAAUUCCGUGAAAAAUAAAAAUAUGAUAUCUCAUUAAUGAAUACUAAGAUAGCACUUCUAAGUGGAGAUGACUUGAUAAUUAGAUAGGAGGGGUUGUAAGAUUUAUUUGAUUUUAUGAUCCUGAAACCAAUAAACUACAACUAAAUAAAAGAAAUCAUUGAAACUGCCAAAUUAAUUGACUGA